CUCUUAGGACAACGAGUCAACACCUUUACACUCCUAUAUAUACAGGUCGGGCCAGCGGUACCUCUGACACUGUUUUCUUUUCACCGUUUCUGCAGAGGAAUACAAUACCUGAAACUAUGAAUAAGCUGCUGGUCAUCACUGUGCUUGUUGCACUUCUUGCACUCAACACUGAGGGCUACCGUGUGCUGAGGCAGGCUCAGGAGGAGGAGGAGGGGUCUCUGGGCAAGAUAGCAAGUACCAUCAAGUCCUACUAUAGCAGCGCUGUCGACACUGCCAGUGACUACAUUGACAGCAUCAAGGGACUUAAAGUGAAGGAGAACGUAUCGAAUCUAUACAAUCAGGCUGCUGAAAUUGUGAGCACCUACUCUGGCAUCGUACAGGACCAGGUUUACCACAGACUUUACCUCCAGCAGUAAAACAAAAAGCGUUCCAGUGACCACUGCUACCUCAAAGAACCCUCAAUUUCCACUCACAAAAGACUAAACAUCAUUUGACAUUCAAAACUUGGCCAUUUUUCACCACACCCAAACUUCAUAACUUCAGACAGCAUCUUCAGAACCUGCACGGGGGGUAGAUGAUGAUAUCCUCUGAUUGGAGACGGUGAUCUUUUAUAAAGGCAGUUACCAGCUUGCAUGGAGUAAACUGGACGGGAGCACAGAGUAUCUUGUCAUGUACCAUUUCAUUUGUGCAUAGGUCUGAGAGUUAAAAAUCAGAUGUGAAAAUAAUGCAAAUGAUUCAGACAUGUAACACCACCUACUAGCGCUGAUUCUCUGGUAUCUCUGGAUAAAUUGAAAUAUUCAUGUCAUAUCUUCAAAUAAAAUAUUUAUACUAAAA
Messenger RNA from Acanthochromis polyacanthus (spiny chromis), 834 nucleotides. RefSeq names its product apolipoprotein C-II (gene apoc2). Gene Ontology annotation, biological process: lipid metabolic process; lipid transport. The transcript is spliced from 4 exons. NCBI's taxonomy places the organism in Eukaryota, Metazoa, Chordata, Actinopteri, Pomacentridae. The record is from RefSeq and is a predicted model, not a curated record. Gene Ontology annotation, cellular component: chylomicron. The coding region runs from base 117 to 416 and encodes 99 amino acids. Gene Ontology annotation, molecular function: enzyme activator activity.